Messenger RNA from Bombina bombina (fire-bellied toad), 1434 nucleotides. It is a transcript of the gene PSMD14, whose product is annotated as proteasome 26S subunit, non-ATPase 14. The transcript is spliced from 10 exons. Gene Ontology annotation, biological process: protein deubiquitination; proteasome-mediated ubiquitin-dependent protein catabolic process. Gene Ontology annotation, molecular function: protein binding; proteasome binding; metallopeptidase activity. Bases 24 to 926 code for a protein of 300 amino acids. The record is from RefSeq and is a predicted model, not a curated record. Lineage: Eukaryota; Metazoa; Chordata; Amphibia; Anura; Bombinatoridae. Gene Ontology annotation, cellular component: proteasome regulatory particle, lid subcomplex.
GACUGUUGAGACUUGGGGGAGGCAUGCCAGGACUUGGGCAGGGCCCGCCUACAGAUGCUCCUGCCGUGGACACAGCAGAGCAGGUGUACAUCUCCUCACUGGCUUUGCUGAAGAUGCUGAAACAUGGUCGAGCUGGUGUACCAAUGGAAGUUAUGGGACUGAUGCUGGGAGAAUUUGUUGAUGAUUACACAGUUAGGGUUAUUGAUGUAUUUGCUAUGCCUCAGUCUGGAACCGGUGUUAGUGUGGAGGCAGUCGAUCCAGUGUUUCAGGCAAAAAUGUUGGACAUGUUAAAACAGACUGGAAGGCCCGAGAUGGUUGUUGGUUGGUAUCACAGUCACCCUGGUUUUGGUUGCUGGCUGUCCGGUGUUGACAUAAAUACCCAGCAGAGCUUUGAAGCCCUCUCUGAAAGAGCUGUAGCUGUAGUAGUGGAUCCUAUUCAGAGCGUUAAGGGAAAGGUAGUCAUUGAUGCCUUCCGAUUGAUCAAUGCCAACAUGAUGGUCUUGGGACAUGAACCAAGACAAACAACUUCAAAUCUUGGUCACCUAAACAAACCAUCCAUACAGGCUCUCAUUCAUGGUCUUAAUCGGCAUUACUAUUCAAUUACCAUAAACUACAGGAAAAAUGAACUAGAACAAAAGAUGUUGUUGAACUUGCAUAAGAAGAGUUGGAUGGAAGGCUUGACACUUCAAGACUACAGUGAACACUGCAAACUCAAUGAGACCGUUGUGAAAGAAAUGUUGGAGCUUGCAAAGAAUUACAAUAAGGCUGUAGAUGACGAAGACAAGAUGACCCCAGAGCAGCUUGCUAUCAAAAAUGUUGGGAAACAGGAUCCCAAGCGUCAUUUGGAAGAACAUGUGGACGUUUUGAUGACUUCAAAUAUUGUUCAGUGUUUAGCGGCUAUGUUGGACACAGUUGUAUUUAAAUAAUGAACUGACUGUAUUUAUGCUUCAUUGAUUACUUACAAAAAAACAUUAAGCUUGUGAAAAGAAAUCAAGAAAAAAAUGUGCCCAAAGCUGGUUUUAUCUAGUUUAACCAAGCUUUGAUGCUAGAAUACCAAUCCAUGUGUUUCUUUUUACUGCCUUCAUCUUUGUUAAUAAGAUCAGUUUGAUACCUAAUAGGAGUGUGUAUUUACAUCACAAAAUGCAGUUGCAAACUUGCUUUCAGGUGCUGCAAAGACAUCUAGUAACGUGAACUGUUGCUUGAAAUAGAAGACAUCUGGCAUCUUUUACAGUCAAGGGGCAGCAAUAUAACACCUUUCAGUCUCUGCAAUUACUUCUGUUCUUUGAUGGCACAGUCUUUACAGAUUGCAAGUAGUUUGAAAAUACACCAGGGCAAAUUUUAUUGUUUCUAUUUGUUAUUUCCAACAUGAAAAAAAAAAAAAUAAGUAUACAAAUGUAUUUUGUGCUGCUUCAUAAUAAAAUACAUUUACACCUA